This is a messenger RNA of Stegostoma tigrinum, 1299 nucleotides long. RefSeq names its product acidic mammalian chitinase-like. The record is from RefSeq and is a predicted model, not a curated record. Gene Ontology annotation, cellular component: extracellular region. Bases 1 to 1299 code for a protein of 432 amino acids. Gene Ontology annotation, biological process: carbohydrate metabolic process; chitin catabolic process. The transcript has 10 exons. Gene Ontology annotation, molecular function: chitin binding; chitinase activity. NCBI's taxonomy places the organism in Eukaryota, Metazoa, Chordata, Chondrichthyes, Orectolobiformes, Stegostomatidae.
AUGACUGGAGAAACUGAGGCUUUGGUUAAGAAUAAGAAGGAAGCAUAUGUCAGGUAUAGACAGCAGGGAUCCAGUGAAUCCCUACAAGACUAUAAAGGCAGUAAUACUGUUCUAAUCUGUUAUUUCACAAACUGGGCGCAAUACAGACCUGGGAUCGGUCGGUAUCUGCCUGAUAAAAUUGAUCCUUUUAUGUGCACCCAUCUGAUUUAUGCAUUUGCUGACAUGAAUGCAAACCAUGAAAUUACGACCUAUGAAUGGAAUGAUGAAGUUCUUUACAAAAAAUUCAAUGAUCUAAAACAAAAGAAUCAACAAUUAAAGACUCUCAUAGCUCUUGGAGGAUGGAAAUUUGGUUCCAAGCGUUAUAACAACAUGGUAUCUGCUCAGACUCAUAGAGCAACAUUCAUCGACUCUGUGAUCAGGUUUCUGAAGAAAUAUGGGUUUGAUGGUUUAGAUCUGGACUGGGAAUAUCCAGGUUCUGAAGGAAAUCCACCAGAAAAUAAACAACUGUUCACAUCUUUAAUUGCGGAAUUGAGAGCUGCCUUUACAAAAGAGGCAAAAAAAACAGGAAGUGCCAAACUGCUGAUUACAGCUGCUGUGGCUGCUGGUAAAGACAAAAUCGAUGCUAGUUAUGAAGUAUCCAAAAUUUCUAAAUAUUUGGAUUUUAUCAGUGUGAUGACAUAUGAUUUCCAUGGUCACUGGGAUACCUUCACUGGGCACAACAGUCCUUUAUAUCGUAGCAAUGUUGAUAAGAAUGUGGCUUUGGAUUAUAAUAUUGACUCUGUUGUUAAAUACUGGAAAGAUAAAGGUGCAAAUGCAAAAAAACUGCUGGUUGGAAUUCCAACGUAUGGACGAAGCUUCAGAUUGAGCUCUUCAAAUUCAAAUGUCGGUGCUCCAGCGUCUGGACCUGGACCAAAGGGUGAAUACACAAGAGAGGAUGGCUUCUUGGCAAAUUAUGAGAUCUGUGACUUUUUGAAAGGUGCAGAAAAACACUGGAUUGAAGAACAGAAAGUACCAUAUGCAGUAAAGGAUGGUAUAUGGCUUGGAUACGAUGAUCAGCGAAGUAUAGAUAUCAAAGUUGAAUGGAUACGGGAGAACGAAUUUGGAGGAGCUUUAGUGUGGACACUUGACUUAGAUGAUUUUUCUGAUCGUUGCAAACAGGGAGCUUAUCCUAUAUUAAAAAUCUUGAAAAAGAACUUUGCAACAAAUUCAGAAGAAGAGGAGGAUAUACUUCCAAGACGUUCUGGAUGCAUGAGACAGGCCACGGUCCAGUAUGCGCCGCCCGUGUCUGAGUCCGAAUGA